GAGAACAUGGCGUCUGUGGAAGCUGGAGCAGAGGAGAACCUGAUGAAGAUGAUGAAGAGGAGUCAGACCACAGCAGGGCCGAGGAGGGCUGCUCUGGGAGAGAUCACCAACAACACCAAGAUUAAUAUUGAAGACAUCCAAACUAUGAAGGAACACAUAUGGAAUUAUGAGAGGACGGGACCUUCAAAAGCAUCAACCAAACAACCGUGUGCCCAGAAAGCUAAACCGGUGGUGCAUCCAGUGAUCCAGGUCCCGGAACCUGCAGAUCUUCUCCUCCCAGUUUCAAAUGAGUCUGCUGACGUGUCCCUGGAGGAGGAGGAUGAGCUGUGCCAGGCUUUCUCCGAGGCGCUGCUCACUGUGCAGGACGUCGACGAGCAGGACUCAGACCUGCCGCAGCUCUGCUCAGAAUACAUCAAAGAUAUCUACAACUACCUGCACGAGCUGGAGGUGCAGCAGGCUGUACGAGCCGACUACAUGCAGGGUUAUGAAAUCACUGAACGCAUGCGAGCUCUUCUGGUCGACUGGCUGGUCCAGGUCCACUCCAGGUUCCAGCUGCUGCAGGAGACCCUGUACCUCACAGUCGCCGUCAUGGAUCGUUUCCUUCAGGUCCAGCCGGUCUCACGCAGGAAGCUGCAGCUGGUCGGUGUGACCGCCAUGCUGGUGGCCUGUAAAUACGAGGAGAUGUACGCUCCGGAGGUCGGAGACUUCACCUACAUCACGGACAACGCGUUCACGAACGCUCAGGUUCUGGAGAUGGAGCAGCUGGUUCUGAAGGCCCUCAACUUUGAGCUGGGACGUCCUCUUCCACUGCACUUCCUCAGACGGGCCUCCAAGGUGGCCAAUUCUGACGUAGAGAGACACACGCUGGCCAAGUAUCUGAUGGAGCUGACCCUCCUGGACUACGACAUGGUUCACUACCGGCCCUCUGAGAUCGCUGCUGCCGCUCUGUGUCUCUCCCAGCUGCUGCUGGAGGGGCUGCCCUGGUCUCCCACACAGCAGCACUACUCCACUUACGACGCGGCUCACCUGAAGCCGAUCAUGCAGCACGUCGCCAAAAACGUCGUGAUGGUGAACGAGGGGAAGACGAAGUUCCAGUCCAUCAAGAACAAGUACUCGAGCAGCAAGCUGAUGAGGAUCAGCCUCAUCCCUCAGCUGAGGUCGUCCACCGUCACGACGCUGGCGGCCGCUCUGCUCAGAGAACCUUGAGGAGAACUUUUCAUGAGUGGACAUUUUUAAAAAGCACUUUAUCUCUGAUUCAUCGCGAUCUGUGGAGACACUUAUCUAAACAUGUUUUUAUAAUUUAUGAACCAGGCUUUGUUUUUUUGGCACUAGUGAGAUUUAAAAUGUUUUACUGAAACUCUUUAUGGUACGACAGAUUUUGCUCCAAUGCAGCUUCACCUGCAGCGUCCAUCAAACCCGGAGUUGAGAAGUUGUGCUGCUUUUAAUCAGAAGUUGUCUACUUCUUUACUAAAUGGUUUAUUUUCUAGUCUACCUCGUGGAUGAAACUGGAGCCUUAUUGUGUUUUGUUUAAAACAUUUGGAACCACAUACAACCUGCUUUAGUUGUGUCUCAUGUUCUCUAUCAUGCAUUUUAAUGUGUUCAUAUACAUAUUGUGCAUAAUUGCAUUUUGCAUGCUGUGGAAUUCAUCUCUUUGACUUUGUUGGAUAUUUAUCUGAAUCUACUUUGUUCACAACACUAAAAUUGUUUUAGACUUUUCUUGUAUUUUAGCAGCCGUGUCUGAGGUCUCAGUUUGGAUCUGGUUUUUAGUUGCAGCUGUUUGUUUAUCCAUCACAAGUUUCGUAUUUGGUUAGAACUUGUAUGUGUUGUGUGCUACCCUGUUUAAAGUGAAUUACCUUUUUUAUUAAUAUUUAUAACUGUUUUGAACUUUUAAAAAGCUGGAGCAACCCGUUCUAAAAUAUUAAACAUUUUGCAG
Anoplopoma fimbria (sablefish) is the source of this 1933-nucleotide messenger RNA. RefSeq names its product G2/mitotic-specific cyclin-B2-like. Gene Ontology annotation, molecular function: cyclin-dependent protein serine/threonine kinase regulator activity. Gene Ontology annotation, cellular component: nucleus; cyclin-dependent protein kinase holoenzyme complex; cytoplasm. Gene Ontology annotation, biological process: regulation of cyclin-dependent protein serine/threonine kinase activity; mitotic cell cycle phase transition. The record is from RefSeq and is a predicted model, not a curated record. Lineage: Eukaryota; Metazoa; Chordata; Actinopteri; Perciformes; Anoplopomatidae. The transcript is spliced from 8 exons. The coding region runs from base 7 to 1206 and encodes 399 amino acids.